CUUCGAGUCGUCGAGGCAGAACCUACGGGCUGCGGUACAAUCGCCUCUCGAGAAACUCUACAUAGCUCCAACCAACCCUCCUUAAAGCCUACCUCCUUACACUCGAGUAUUUACCAUUAACGUUGACCAAGGCCAAUGGGAGGUUCAAUCCACAAAAGCGCUGCAAUCCUCGUUGUUGGAGGAGGUACUUGGGGAUGUUCGACCGCAUUACACCUCGCACGUCGUGGGUAUACAAACGUCGUCGUACUCGACCCUUACCCAGUACCAUCGACCAUAUCAGCCGGAAACGACGUGAAUAAGAUCAUAGAACAGCCCCUUCCACCUUCCGACGACGAUAAAGGCGACACUCACGUCUGGGCUCAACUCCUCUACAAAGCCGGCCAAGCCUGGUCCUCAGAUCCCGUUUUCUCUCCCUAUUAUCACCCUACUGGCUACAUCCUCUCAGCCCACACGCCCUCCGUCAUCUCCGAGCUCCGGAAACGUGACAACCUCGACAAUGAUCCCUCUUUUACUCCGCUUCACUCUGCCUCCGACUUUCGCGCAACGAUGCCGGAAGGGGUCUUGACGGGAGAGUUUCCAGGGUGGAAGGGCUGGUGGAAGAAGGAAGGGGCCGGGUGGGUUCACGCGAGGAAGGCGAUGGUUAGUGCGGCGAAGGAGGCGGAGAGGCUGGGCGUUAAGUUCGUUGGCGGCGAACAGGGAGAAGUGGUGGAGCUGGUUUAUGCUGGAGGACAGGAGGGUCAAGGCGACGUCGUGGGCGUGAAGACAAAGGAUGGGAAAGUUCAUCUCGCAGAACGGGUCAUCCUCUCCGCUGGGGCGAACAGUCCAAACCUCAUCGACUUCAAGGACCAACUUCGACCUACGGCAUGGACGCUCGCGCACAUCAAGAUAAACUCUGACGAACUUUCCCUGUACCGCGAUCUCCCUGUACUCUUCAAUAUCGAAAAAGGCUUCUUCAUGGAACCGGAUGCGGAUAAACACGAGCUCAAGAUAUGUGACGAACAUCCGGGCUACUGUAACUGGGUCGGCACAGGAUCUUCACGCCACAGCGUUCCCUUUGCGAAGAAACAGGUCCCUAAAGCAUCAGAAGACCGCGUGCGCAACUUUCUCCGCGACAUCAUGCCCCAGCUCGCCUCUCGUCCUUUCGUCUCCGCACGUCUCUGCUGGUGCGCGGACACACCGAACCGAAUGUUCUUGAUCGGAUAUCACCCGGAUCACCCCUCCUUGUUGAUCGCUGCAGGAGGCUCAGGACAUGGAUACAUGCAUAUUCCGACUGUAGGAGGGUUUAUUGUGGAUGCGAUGGAAGGGAAGUUGACGGAGGAGUUUAAGGAGAGUUUUAGGUGGAGGCCGGAGACGGCGGUCAACAGGAAUUGGGAGGAUACUCAAGGAAGGUUUGGAGGCCCGAACAAAGUUAUGAACCUGGCGGAUGUGACGGAGUGGACACAUAUUGAGGGCAGCUUUGAGGACUUGUCCCGAUAGGGUGCUUAUUUGCUGAGUAUAUGUAUUAUUCAUCAGUUACAUCUGCAUAUGUGGACCUGCAAGCCUUAGAAGAAUCAGAAGAAC
Messenger RNA from Stereum hirsutum FP-91666 SS1, 1560 nucleotides. Its product is annotated as FAD dependent oxidoreductase. The record is from RefSeq and is a predicted model, not a curated record. The coding region runs from base 136 to 1476 and encodes 446 amino acids. Gene Ontology annotation, molecular function: flavin adenine dinucleotide binding; sarcosine oxidase activity; saccharopine oxidase activity. NCBI's taxonomy places the organism in Eukaryota, Fungi, Basidiomycota, Agaricomycetes, Russulales, Stereaceae. The transcript has 3 exons.